Messenger RNA from Talaromyces marneffei, 240 nucleotides. RefSeq lists its product as uncharacterized. Lineage: Eukaryota; Fungi; Ascomycota; Eurotiomycetes; Eurotiales; Trichocomaceae. The transcript has 2 exons. The coding region runs from base 1 to 240 and encodes 79 amino acids. The record is from RefSeq and is a predicted model, not a curated record.
AUGAACGCUGCCAACCCGCCAUCAAACAAUGGUAUUGCUUUACCCCCGUAUACGGAAGCCAACACCGACCCGGACUUAGAAGCUCCUCAGCCGAAUCACACGUGUCGGACGGCAGUUUGCCAAAAACUAGAACUGGUUCUCAUUUACAGUUUCGCUCUGUUGGUCAUCUUGGUUCUCUUGGGCGUGUUUGCCUACGAGAUGUACAUUCAAUAUCGCCAUGCCGUCACCUCUCGACACUAG